Molecule: messenger RNA, 547 nt
Organism: Eucalyptus grandis
Lineage: Eukaryota; Viridiplantae; Streptophyta; Magnoliopsida; Myrtales; Myrtaceae
Product: dCTP pyrophosphatase 1
Exons: 2
Coding region: 29-466 (145 amino acids)
Biological process (GO): nucleoside triphosphate catabolic process
Molecular function (GO): nucleoside triphosphate diphosphatase activity
Source: RefSeq, a predicted model, not a curated record
GAUGGGAGUCUCUAGGGCAUAAGAGGAGAUGGGAGGUGGAGGAGAAGAUAGAGCAGAGGAGGAAGUGGUGGACGUUGGCCUCAAGGACUUGUCCAAGAGACUUGAAGAAUUUGCAAGAGCUAGGGACUGGGAAAAGUACCACAGCCCUAGAAAUCUCCUCCUCGCCAUGAUCGGGGAGGUGGGAGAGCUGUCGGAGAUAUUCCAGUGGAGAGGGGAGGUGGACAAGGGGCUGCCCAACUGGGAGGAGGCGGAGAAGGAGCAUCUCGGGGAGGAGCUCUCCGACGUGUUGCUCUACCUCGUGAGAUUGGCCGACAUUUGCGGCAUCGACCUCGGCGAUGCUGCCGCCAAGAAGAUUGUCAAGAACGCCAUUAAGUACCCUGCCAACAAGGCCCUCUUCACCGACCAAAAAAAAACAAGGCCCUCUUCUGAAAAUCAUGUCAUCUCUCAAGGCCAAAAGGCCAGUUGAUGUACUUUGAGGAGCUCCAUAUCUUUUGUCAUUGAAAAAACACUAGUAGAAAGACUGAAUGUUUUCACUUUUGACACUUUA